This is a messenger RNA of Conger conger (European conger), 5076 nucleotides long. Its product is annotated as pyruvate dehydrogenase [acetyl-transferring]-phosphatase 2, mitochondrial-like. Gene Ontology annotation, molecular function: protein serine/threonine phosphatase activity. Bases 561 to 2075 code for a protein of 504 amino acids. Gene Ontology annotation, biological process: protein dephosphorylation. The record is from RefSeq and is a predicted model, not a curated record. The transcript has 2 exons. Lineage: Eukaryota; Metazoa; Chordata; Actinopteri; Anguilliformes; Congridae.
GGGCGAUGCUUGUGAGUAGGCUGCUGAAGAACUUGUAACUAAAAACUGUGGCGAGGAUUACGCUAGUUAACGCUAGCCUGCCCACUAAACUACAUUCUUGAGAUCAUGUGAUACGUUCAUAUCACUGUUGAAUUUUAGUUAGCUACGUUGUACUGUUGGCAGUUAGUUUUCGUCAUAACGAACUAAAUUACGAUUAAAGUUGAAGUAGUGGACAAAUCAUGGCUGCGCCUUAAACUAGAAAAUUAGCCGGCGGGUUCUGUUGGAUCUUCAAGGCAAUGAUUGAUUCUGACGACUUUUUUGUGCCAGGACAAGGCUAAAUAAUGGCCUGAGGAGCAGCCAGCUGCUGCGCUCGUCCUCCGAACAUAGUGUACUGCACAGCAUUGCGUUUUUACCUGUUUUUGAAAGAGCUGCUGCCAAAAAACACGGCAAGCGAUAAAUAACCAGUAUAUGAAUUGUUCAUGCCUCCACCCCUCAGUGUGCACCCGUGAACCAAGGCACUGUGAACCAAGGGGACGCCUGACUGCUGGCAGUAACGGCAGUGUGUUGCGGGCAGGGCAGAAAUGUCAGCUGCCGUCUCCUCAUGGGUCCUGCAUUCUGCCAAGAGGAAGGCGCGCCACCUUUUCUCCCCUCGCUGCCAGCACAGACUGCUCCCCACGUGCUGUUGGAGGGUCCCUCUCUGGCCCAAGAGGGCCUGGCUCUCCGGCACCUCCGCCUGCCUCCAGGACUCGUACCGGGGCGGGGGCGUCACGCCCCAGGGCCGGCGGGUCUCGUCGGCCAGCGACGACCCGGACUUCCAGCUGACGGACGCGCAGGUCACUGCCAUCCUGAGGGCCAACGAGCAGGCGGUGCGCUUCCCCGAGGGCCCCGCGCUGGGCUUCGAGAGCAACCAGCUGGCCGCCAACGCGCCCAUGGAGGACCGGCGCAGCGCGGUCACCUGCCUGCGGACCCGCGGCGCCAUGUUCGGCGUGUUCGACGGGCACUGCGGCCACGCCUGCGCGCAGACGGUCGCCGAGCGGCUGCUGUACUACGCCGCCGUGGCCCUGAUGCCGCGGCCCGGCCUGGUGGAGCUGGAGGCGGCCAUGUCGGACCUCCGGCCCCUGUCGCCCGUCCUGCAGUGGCACAAGCACCACAACGACUACAACUACCGCCAGUCCACCUCGCUGUACCUGCGGCACCUGCGCGCGUUCUGGCGCGAGAUUCUGGCGGGCGAGGAGGCGGCGGGCGGGGAGGGGAUGAGCCCCCGCGACGCCCUGGAUCGCGCCUUCCGCAGGCUGGACUCCGACAUCUCGCUGGAGGCCCAGGUUCCGCUGCAGAGCGACCCGCUGCGGAGCUUGGCCCUGGAGGUGGCGUUUUCGGGCUCCACCGCCUGCGUGGCGCACGUGGGCGCGGACGGGGUCCACCUGGCCAAUGCCGGGGACUGCCGGGCCGUGGUGGGGGCGCAGGAGGGCCACGGCGGCUGGAGCGCCCUGCCUCUGUCCCGCGACCACAACGCCCUGAACGGGGCGGAGCUGGAGCGGCUCUGGGCCCAGCACCCCGAGGUGGAGCAGGGCACCGUGGUGGAGGACGGCCGGCUGCUGGGCACCCUCAUGCCUCUCCGUGCGUUCGGCGACGUGCGCUUCAAGUGGAGCCUGGAGCUGCAGCGGAAGGUUCUGGAGAACAGCCGUGACCUGGACUCCCUCGACAUCUACGAGUACACCCCCCCCAAUUAUCUCACGCCCCCUUACCUGGAGGCCACGCCGGAGCUGACCUAUCACAGGCUGAGGCCCGAGGACCGCUUCCUCAUCCUGGGCUCUGACGGGCUGUGGGACAUGCUGGACGAUGAGGGGGCGGUGCGGCUGGUGGCUGAGCACCUGACGGCCAUGUACCACCAAGGGGGGCCGUCGCCGCCCGCCCUGGACCCAAACGCCGCCACGCACCUCAUCCGACACGCCAUUGGGACCAACGAUUACGGCGAGAUCGACCCCGAGCGCCUGGCUACUAUGCUGUCGCUGCCGGAGGAGGUGGCCAGGAUGUACCGAGAUGACAUCACCGUCACUGUCAUCUACUUCAACCCGGUCAAACAGCCGGACGUCUAGCCCCAACCGCUGAACUGUGCUGUAGCUGUUGUACUGGGUCUGCAGCAGGUCCUUCGGGUUUUUUAAUGCGCACAAUAUGCAGUGUACUGUAAGUGGGGGGGCUGAUCAGCACACUGAAUCCAUUUUGCCUUGAACUGAAUUUUUUAAUCCCUGAUCUGAUUAUUUUUUUAAACGAAAUCUUUUUUAUAAAAUCCGAUUCAUGUGUUAGAGUAUAUUAACCUUCAUGUAAAUGUAGCUGUGGGGAUGUCCAUCAAAGAUGAGCAUGCACGCUACUCCAAAAGUUUGGUUUGAAAAAAGCAGGUAGGCUAACUAUUCCUAUUUUUAAAAAAAAAAGGAAAAUUUAACAAAGCAUUCUGCUCAGCAGAAUUUGCAUUGUGUAGCCUAAAUAGCCAAGCACCUUAGGUCCGGACUGUACAGUGGAUACAGUGCAAAAAUAUUUUCAAAAUGUACUAUGCCACCCUAAAUAAUAUUCCUGUUGCACCUGUGAGACAAGUUUAGUUCAAUUUAUUCUUAUCAGUAUUAAUGUGAAAUCUGCAGUUAAGGCUCUUAAGUCCAUCACAAUUCUGUCUUCUGAGACGGAUAAUUGGCUGUCUCAUGUAAGAUGGAAGUCCUCAGUACCAUUCCAUUGUGCCCCAUGAAUAGGAAUGCUUUUCAACUCUAUACUGUGAGAGAUUACAACCUUUGAGCAGAAGCGCAAAGUUGGUCAGCUAGAGUCGACGGAACUGAGCAUUUCCCCGUUGUCGGCUAGGUUACAGUGGAGCGAGGGCAUGAGUGUAUGGGAUGCCGGUAAUGAUGGAGUAGAGUGGACUGGAGAUAUGUUGCCUUUUUCUUUUCUUUUUUUCUCUUCAUUGAUUGUUCUCCAAGGCUUCAUGAAGUGGAAGUAAGUUUCUAAUAUUUAAGAUGUUCUUGUCAAAUCAAAGUAUUACUGCAUGUAUCUUGUUUGCACUGUGAAUUCUACUACCUAACAUGACCUGUUCAUGGUCAUGAUGUCAGUGUGGUUGAACAAAGUUAACCCUGCAACCCAACAUAUAAUCUUGGUAACUUGGUAACCAAGAUACUGCCUCAUAGCUGUCUAGCGAACAUUAGCCGGCGAUGUUGUGAUUGAUCAGUUUGAGUGAUUUUGCCCACCUGAAGGUAAUUUCCCCGCAUUGCAACUUGCUGAAGGUUAAUUCUAUCAGCAGCUAGUGUGCGCACAUUGCCACUUAAAGAGAGACAUGAGGGGUGCCGAGUUGCGUUAAAUGUUCUAAAAAGAUCUUCUUUGUUACACAAGCUUGUCAAAUGUUGAAAAUAUGCCAUCCUGUGUGCCUUAAGUUUUGUGCAAUGUUUUGUUUUCUCUGUGCUGACACGUGUUUGACCUUGCAGGCACCAGUGCUACUGCCAAAAUAGUUAAAGUACAACCCUGCCUUUGGCGUGUUCUUACCACAGUGUUUUCUUUUACAAGUUAUCCAAAGAACCAGACUUUGUUAGAUGACAUCACUCUAGUUGAAAUGUGUUUCCCUUGCUCCUUUAAGCUUUAAGCAACGCGUAAACAAGUGUUCUUUAUGUUUAUAUAGAUUUUCAUUGACUCGCAUUUUUUGUUGGUCAUUUCAAAUUAUAUUGGUCAGCGGAUGUUUGUCAUUUGUUUAUCCAUGCACCUUGUCUACUGCACCUUCAUUUCUGAGGUGGUAAUUGGUACCCCAUGAUUCAGCACUUAUUCAAAAUAAAUAAACAUAUUUUUUAAUUUAGGGGCGGCCUGUAGUGUAGUGGUUAAGGUACAUGACUGGGACCUGCAAGGUCGGUGGUUCGAUCUCCGGUGUAGCCACAAUAAGAUAUGCACAGCCGUUGGGCCCUUGAGCAAGGCCCUUAACCCUGCAUUGCAUUGACACAUUUCUUCAAAUAACUGUACGUCACUCUGGAUAAGAGCAUCUGCCAAAUGCCAUUAAUGUAAUGUAAUGUAAUUUUAAGAACAAUUACACAUUACCGUGAGAAUGUAUUUUGUAUGUGCACAUAUGCAGCUUUUGAUAAUGGGAAAGAGUGGCAAGCUGUUUGACAUUAUUUCACUCAUCAUUGCUAUUCUGUUUAGAGUAUUAUCAAUAUUGGACACUCUUUUAAAUGUACAACACACCUGACAUACACUCACUGAGCACUUUAUUACAUGGGCCCGCAAAUAUUUUAUCACCCAAAUAAUGUGGCAGCAACUAAAUGCAUAAAAGCAUGCAGACAUGGUCAAGAGGCUCAGCGGUUUUUCAGCAUAGGGAAGAAAUCUAAUCUGAGCGACUUUGAGCAUAGAAUGAUUGUUGGUGUGGAGUGGUUUGAGUAUCUCAGAAACUGAUCAUCUCCUGGGAUGUUCAUGUACAACAGAGUUUGCAGAGAAUGGAGUGAAAAACUAAAAACAUCCACCGAGCAGCAGUUCUACAGGCAAAAACAGUUUGUUAAUGAGAGCAGUCAGAGGAGAAGGGCUAGACUGCUCCAGAAGAGCAUCUCUGAAUAAACAACGUGUCAAACCACUUAAGUGGAUAGGCUAUAGCAGCAGAGGACAAAUGUGUCCAAUAAAUGCAUAAUUAAGUGCUCAUUGAGUGUAUAUUACUACCUCCUUUCACUCCAUAUAAGUUCUUUCAAUUGUUAGUUUUAAGAGCAUAGGUCAUUUACAGUUAGGUAGUGCUAGUCUUGUGGAGCAUUUCACAUCAGCCAGUGUGCAUAAGCAAUGUGAUUAUGUAACAAAACCCUAUAGACAUUCGGAGAGACUAUUGUUAUUAAAUGGUGUUACUUAGUCUUUCAAGCAAUUUGCGUCAUAACAUGUAUCACUUACUCGUACAACAUUUAUAGACUUCUUUGUUUCACUGCUGGUCAUGUAUGUAUUUAGUGCUGAAUUUUGUGUCUGGAGCCUUGAAUUUGCGAGUGAGUGGAUUCGGUGCUGAUUAUGUGAAAUGGACACUUGCUGGGUCCUCUUGUAAAAUGAAAAUGAUGACUAACUGAUUUCAUUCUCACUUCAUCCAGUCAUUAAAGAACUACAUCAAGCAAA